Messenger RNA from Brassica oleracea var. oleracea, 903 nucleotides. RefSeq names its product adenylyl-sulfate kinase 3. Gene Ontology annotation, molecular function: adenylylsulfate kinase activity; ATP binding. The record is from RefSeq and is a predicted model, not a curated record. Bases 152 to 763 code for a protein of 203 amino acids. Gene Ontology annotation, biological process: sulfate assimilation. The transcript has 7 exons. NCBI's taxonomy places the organism in Eukaryota, Viridiplantae, Streptophyta, Magnoliopsida, Brassicales, Brassicaceae.
UGUGUCCCACUGUUGUCUCCAACUGUCUGCCACUCCCGUUAAUGUCGGUUCUCGUCUCCCCACUCACAAUGACCCCCAAAAAAUAGAGGAGAAGGAACAAAGCAAAAGCUUAAUAGCAGUUUCUAGUGGUUAAGCAGGAAGGGUUUUGAGAAUGUCGACAAACAUAUUUUGGCAAGAAUCACCCAUUGGGAAAACUGAAAGGCAGAAGCUGCUAAACCAGAAGGGUUGUGUGGUGUGGAUCACAGGCCUCAGUGGCUCAGGAAAAAGCACGUUGGCUUGCUCGCUAAGCAGAGAGUUGUACACCCGGGGAAAGCUAUCUUACAUUCUUGAUGGGGAUAACCUUCGUCACGGUUUGAACAAAGAUCUCGGUUUCAAGGCAGAGGAUAGAGUGGAAAAUAUACGCAGAGUUGGAGAAGUAGCCAAGCUCUUUGCUGAUGCUGGUUUGAUCUGCAUUGCCAGCCUCAUAUCUCCUUAUAGGAAAGACCGUGACGCUUGUAGGGAAUUGAUGCAGGGCUCAUCUUUUAUCGAGGUGUACAUGAACAUGUCUCUACAAUUGUGUGAAGCAAGAGACCCUAAAGGAUUAUACAAGCUUGCACGUGCGGGAAAGAUCAAAGGUUUCACAGGAAUAGAUGAUCCAUACGAAUCUCCCUUGAAUUGUGAGAUAGAGCUGAAAGAGAAGGAAGGAGAGUGUCCUUCCCCUGUAACUAUGGCAGAGGAAGUCAUCGCUUAUUUAGAAGCCAAAGGCUUCCUUCAAAACCAGUAACCACCACCAGAAUCCAACCAAGUCACAUUUGAUUUUCCUUUUUUUUUUUAAUAAGUGUUGGCUGCUUUCUUUACGUUUAUUCACUCUCCUGAAACAAUGCAAAGCAAAGUAGUUUGAACUAUAAAAGACAUGUUACAGCU